Molecule: messenger RNA, 3893 nt
Organism: Vombatus ursinus (common wombat)
Lineage: Eukaryota; Metazoa; Chordata; Mammalia; Diprotodontia; Vombatidae
Gene: DPP4
Product: dipeptidyl peptidase 4
Exons: 27
Coding region: 381-2672 (763 amino acids)
Biological process (GO): proteolysis
Molecular function (GO): dipeptidyl-peptidase activity; serine-type peptidase activity
Source: RefSeq, a predicted model, not a curated record
AGGUGUAGCCCGCGCCUCUGCAGCCGGGCUCGCCUCAGUGCCCACAAACAGGGCCCCUCCGUCUGUCCCUGGGUGGAGUGAGGUUGGCGGGGAGGGAAAUGAGUGUAGAGAUGAGGGUGGGGUGGGGGCGACCCACAAGUUUCUCCUCCUCCGUCCCAGCGGCCGCCUAGCUGCGGGCUCCUUGUAGCCUCUGGGUGCCGGGACUGUGUUAGCCGGGGUCUCAGCCCUCUUUACUAAUGUUUAACCCAGGGCUGGAAACUUGGGAACGACCUGUGACACCGCACCCGGAGAAAGCGAAAAGCAGAGCUCCGGCUUCUCACCUCUUACUUUUGCUUUCUGCCUUGGCUCAGGGAAGACCAGCUUGAGGGGUGUUUCCGACAAUGAAGACAGUAUGGGGUCUCUUAGUGUUGUUGGGGGCAGUUGCGGUCAUUUUGAUCAUAACUAUUCCAUCGGUUUUGCUGACCCAAAAAAAAGCUGAAAAUGACCUUCGGAAAACCUAUUCCUUGUAUGAUUAUUUGAAAAACACUUACAGAAUAAAGUCCUAUCCUUUAAGGUGGAUUUCAGAUACUGAAUAUCUUCAUAAAAGAGAAAACAAUGUUAUGGUGUUUAAUGCUGAAUUGGGAACCAGUUAUAUUCUCGUGGAUAACAGCACCAUAGAUAAAUUGGGGUAUAUAGUAACUGAUUAUUAUGUCUCUCCUGACCGGCAAUUUGUGCUUUUUGAGCAUAAUUACGAUGAGAUUUGGAGGCAUUCCUACACAGCUUCAUAUGACAUAUAUGAUUUAAAUAAGAGAGAGUUGGUUUUAGAUGAGAAAAUUCCUGAUGUCAUACAGCAGAUCUCCUGGUCACCAGUUGGUCACAAACUGGUAUAUGUUUGGAAUAAUGAUAUUUAUAUAAAAAAUGAACCACAUUUGCCAAGUUUGAGGAUCACUUAUGAUGGAAAAGAAAAUGUAAUAUUUAAUGGAAUAACUGACUGGGUUUAUGAAGAGGAAGUCUUUAGUGAUUACUCCGCUCUGUGGUGGUCUCCAGACGGCACUUUUCUAGCAUAUGCCCAAUUUAAUGAUACAAAAGUUCCUAUCAUGCAAUACUCCUUCUAUUCUGAUGAAUCAUUUCAGUACCCGAAGACUAUUCAGCUUCCAUAUCCAAAGGCAGGAGCACCGAAUCCGACUGUAAAAUUUUUUGUCAUCAAUACAACAGCUGUCAAUGAAACUACUAAUGUAACUUUAGUACAGAUUGUAGCUCCUGCUUCAAUGUUAAUAAGUGAUCAUUACUUGUGUGAUGUGACAUGGGUGAAUGCUGAAAGGAUUUCUCUUCAGUGGCUCAGAAGGAUUCAGAAUUAUUCAGUCAUGGAUAUUUGUGACUUUGAUAAAGACAAUGGAAGAUGGAACUGUGCAGUGGAUAGACAGAAGAUUGAAAUGAGUUCUACCGGUUGGGUUGGAAGAUUUAGACCUUCAGAGCCUUACUUUACAUCAGAUGGUGAUAACUUCUACAAGAUUAUCAGCAAUAAGGAUGGCUAUAAACACAUUUGCCAUUUUAAUGUUAACACAAAAGAAGAAACAUUUAUUACUGAAGGACAAUGGGAAGUAAUUCAGAUAGGAGCUCUCACCAAUGAAUAUCUAUACUACAUCAGUAACGAAAACAAGGGAAUGCCAGGAGGAAGAAAUCUUUAUAGAAUUAAUCUUGAUUCAUCUAAACAAGUGACAUGCAUUACCUGUGAAUUUAAUCCAGAAAGGUGUCAGUAUUUUUCAGUAUCCUUUAGCCAUAAAGCAAAUUAUUAUCAACUAAGAUGUUCAGGCCCUGGCAUUCCCAUUUAUGUUCUGUACAGCAGCCACAAUUCUACAGUACUUAAAGUGCAGGAAAACAACACAGAACUGGAAAAUAUGCUGAAGGAAGUCCAGAUGCCCACAAAAGAAAUUGACUUCCUUAUAUUGAAUAAAACAAAAUUUUGGUACCAGAUGAUUUUGCCUCCUCAUUUUGAUAAAUCCAAGAAAUACCCUCUUCUAAUAGAGGUAUACGCAGGACCCUGUAGUCAAAAAGUUGACACUGCCUUCAGACUUAGCUGGUCUACUUACCUGGCCAGCACAGAGAAGAUUAUAGUGGCCAGCUUUGAUGGCAGAGGAAGUGGCUAUCAAGGUGAUAAUAUCAUGCAUGCAAUUAAUCGAAGAUUAGGAACAUUGGAAGUUGAAGAUCAAAUUGAGGCAGCCAGACAAUUUUCAAAAAUGGGCUUUGUGGAUGAAAAACGAAUCGCAAUUUGGGGCUGGGUGAUAAGCAAUUAUCCUGGAUUUCUUUUGUGUAUUGGCAUUAUGCUUUCUUCAGGGUCUGCAGUGUACAGAUGUAUACAACUGUCGCCAAAAUGGGAGUACUCAAUAUACACAGAGCGCUACAUGGGACUUCCAACCCCAGAAGAUAAUCUUGACCGCUACAAGAAUUCAACAGUCAUGAGCAGAGCUGAAAAUUUUAAACAAGUUGAGUACCUCCUUAUUCAUGGAACAGCAGAUGAUAAUGUUCAUUUCCAGCAGUCAGCUCAGAUCUCCAAAGCCCUUGUGGAGGCCGGCGUGGAUUUCCAGGCAAUGUGGUACACAGAUGAAAAUCAUAGCAUUGGGAGCAACUCAGCACACCAACAUAUAUAUACUCACAUGAGCCACUUCCUAAAACAGUGCUUUUAUCUCUCCUAGCACCCAAGUGUCUCACUAUGUAUUUCUUUUUUAGCUUAUUAAAUAGCUAUUUUUUUCUCAUUACCCAAAACUGCACUGUGUCAGUAUAACUAUCUUGGGGAAAAUAAACUCAAAUCAAGAAAUGUAAGGGUAUUUUUGUUCCUGAAUUCCAUACAUACAACAUGAAGUCAACAUUUAAGUGGAAUUCUUUCUUGCCAACAUACUAUAUUGCAUUGCAGCAUUUUGGAUGUAUUCAGUGGGAUUUUGUUUAGCAUCCAGAUCAUUUACAUGUCAUCUGCUAAAACAAAAAGGAAAUAUGAAUUGUUCAUGUGCUACGUUUCCACAGGAUCAUUGGACUGUUCCCCUGUCCCCACCUGGCCUCCUGCAAAGAUUGUGAAUCUUCAUUAAAAGAAUGGAAAAAUGAGUCCAGUGAAGUAGGAGAAACAGGGAUUCUGCAAGGGGAGCUUUACCUAAACAAGAUUGAAUCCCAAUAUAUGCUACCUUGCAUUUACCACUAAUUAUAGCUGCACUGUAGAGAAUGGCCUGGUAUUUGUUGCACAGUUUUUCUCAGGAAAGAAAUUAGAUUUGCAGAGGUUUUUCCCAAGUUAAAUCGCAAUCAUUGCAUGGGUUCUAAAUAAUCGGAAGGUUCAGAAUAAUUGCCAGUAAUGAGGAACACUCCUCUGUGAUAUCUCUGGUUACAGGUGCUGUGAAAACAAGUAGAUCUGUGGAAAAGGUUCUUCUCCACCACCACUUUUUUAAUGUGUUAAAAAAAAAAAAACAACCAACCUACAAGUAAUGUUUCAUAAAUGAAAGGCCUUUCUCAAACAUGAGACACAGCUUGGAACUUAGAUGGAAGCCCAUCAACUUGCCCAUUUAAAAGAUGAAACCUAAUUGUGUUGCAAAUCCUAACUUGAAGGAAGUACUUGCAUCAAUUUGAAUUUUUCAUCAGUUUCCUUGAUGUUCUUAAUUAAGGAGCAAUUUAACCAUCUUAAAUUCCCUUUGAGCAAUAUGAAAUAAGUAGAAUGUUAUGCAUUCCCUCAUCUUUUAAUAAGUAUGUCUUUGGCAUUUCAGAGGUAAUGAGUGUGUGUCCUUAAUCAGAUCUAAAUCAUAUUGGCAUGUGGCCACUUUUACCCUGGAAGGCUCUGCUUUGCUUUGUUAACAUUAAUGGAAAGAUUUGAACUGUUUUUUUUAAAAAAAAAUACAAAGCACAAAAUUUGUAAUGUAAUAAAGCAGUUUGUGGUA